AUGAAUAUGCUCAUAGUUUUUGUUUUAUUUAUACAUAAUAUUGUGUGUUUUUUAAAUAUAUUUACACGAUCUGCGUCAAGUCAAUUAAAAGAAAAAUGUGGUCAUAGUAUUCUAUUAAAUAAUAAUUAUUGGUUAUUAAAACAAACACAUCAUGCAUUAAAAGCUAUACGUAAUAAUCAAUUAACAUUUGAUGUUCUACCAUGGAAUCGACUUUCAAUAUCUAUUCAACAAAUCUAUAAUGCUUGCUUAGUUGAUGAUAUGAAAUAUUUAAAAGAACGAAUGUACAUACAUAAAGCAACAUUAAAAGCAGGUACUUUAGUUGCUAAAAAAGUAAAAGAUAUCAGUCAUCCGACAUUGAUUAGCAUUGCUAAAAAAUGA
Rotaria sp. Silwood1 is the source of this 378-nucleotide messenger RNA. The record is from the annotation of a GenBank genome assembly. NCBI's taxonomy places the organism in Eukaryota, Metazoa, Rotifera, Eurotatoria, Philodinida, Philodinidae.